ACCAGCUCGGGCACCGCUUCGGGCGAGGCGGCGGCGGCGGCGGCGGCGCUGACGUCUGCUGCGGGGCUGGCGCGCACGGACUCGGGCCGCACCAACACCACCGACGUCAGCGAGACGUCCACUACCACCGAGGACUACGUGACGGCCAACGAGAACAACUCGGGCACGGACACGUCGUGCUCGCGGCCCAGCGGCACGGCGCCGCCGCCGCCCCACGCGGGGGACGCGGCCAGGAGGAGGAGGCGCGCGGUGGCAGGUGGCGUGUCCCCCGACGCAGCCGCCGCCGCCGCCGGCGCCGCCCACCCGCCCGGCGGCCCGCCGCAGCCCAGGGGAGACGCCGGGUCGUCGUUCGAGAGCGGAUCGUCCGUGUACAGCUUCGCCAGGGAUAUGGGCUCCGAGGACAUUCCGACGGCGGCGUCGCCGCCACCCAUCCUGGAAGAGGACGGCGGGGAGCCGUUUCCUACGAAGGCGGGGGAGUCGGCGGCGGCGACGGGAGCGGGAGCGGAGGCGGCAGCGGGGGCGGCGGCGGGGGCCAGAACCACCCCGCGGGGCAGCGGGGACCUCACGGCCGCCGCCCGCGGCGCCGCCUCCCCCAGCGGGGACAGCAGCAGCAGCUCCGGCAGUUACAGCAUCGGCGGCAGCACGGAGGACGUGGAGCGCGACGCGGCGCCGCGGGCGCCGACGGCCACCUCCCCGCCCUCCGAGGGAGAGCGCUCGGGCCGCUGCUCCUCCUCGGGCUACUACGAGUCGCCCGUCGACGAGGACGACGACGACGCCGACGGGUGA
Molecule: messenger RNA, 786 nt
Organism: Gryllus bimaculatus (two-spotted cricket)
Lineage: Eukaryota; Metazoa; Arthropoda; Insecta; Orthoptera; Gryllidae
Source: the annotation of a GenBank genome assembly